UUAAAAGUAAGUACGGAAUGAAACUCAAUUUCUAACGACGAAAAUCGUAUUCUGUGAUGGAUGAUUGAAAGAGAAAGUAAUGAAAAGAGAAAAUAGUUUAUCAUGAAUUUCCUAAAUUACAAAGCAUUUAUGUACGACUAAAUAUUAUAUGAAUCUAUUAUAAUCGAAACAGGAACAUUUAAUAUCCAGAAUACUUACAGUGAAACAAUGUAUUUACUUUAUUUUAAACCAAAUUUACAAGUAUUCUAGUAGUCGACCUUCCAUUUAUUGACUUAAUAUCAGUUAUUUCCAUAAUGAAUUUUGCCAUCUCCAGGGAAAAAAUUGAAUUUAUUUAAGUUCAUUAAUCUUGCCUUUUACUUCUCUUCCAAUAUGCACUGGUACACCAUUUUGUUGCAAGAUGACUAACGUGUCAACAAAUGGAAGGUCAACAACUGAAACAUUAACUGUGAAUUUAAUAUAAAAUCAAAAGUAGAUGAAAACGAAUAAUUAUUUUAUUUUUAAAAUGGCCUACUGUAUUAAGUAACUUUUGUUGACUAUUUCAACGGACACCACGUAUAUCAACUUCGCUUUGUGCGUAUAGCAAAACAAAACAAACAAUUCCAACACCAAUUAUAAUGCGAGGUUAGGUAGAACCAAAAAAUUUACAAGUGUCAUUGUUUGUAACGUAAAUUCCCCUUGUCAUUUUCACGCUACACGAUCAUUAUGGCCGAAGAGAAGAGAAAGAUGAAAGGAUGCUACUGUAUCCGUCAGAAAUUUCAGAUGCAACAACAAAAAAAGAAAGAACAAUGUAAGAGGAAGAGACAGGUACUCGUAUAUAACCCUGAAGAGGAAUCGUGGCACGAACCGUACAUGAGAAACUUGCGAAAGGAGUUCUCGGAUGUGUCUAUAUUGUGCGAUUCGAAAAUCGAAUUGCCUUGGAGAGAUAUCGCGUUACCGGCUGCCGGCAUGAAAAUUCGUCAAGAGGUUUCGUUGACUCCUUUAAACGACCACCAGGAGCAACCUGGCGACGAGGACGCCGGGAUACAACCGACGGCAGAGGAAUCCAUGGGUACUAUGGCUUUGCCAUGGAAAGAUUUGGUGAUAACUGAAACCGUACAGUCGAAACAAGCUGAUCCCGAGAGUUGCGAUUCGACGUUAGAAAUUCCAUGGAACGAUCUCGUCCUCGAGAGACCCAUUGAAAUACGAGCACCGUCCGAAGAAGCUUGCGACAACGAUGACGUGGAAAUUCCGUGGAAUGACAUUUUGAUACCGCGAAACAUAGUCAUCGAGUCGCAGAAAAAGAAGAAGCAUCCAUCUUCCAAAUACCCACCGCGCCCGUUGUCAGCCACGGGGUGUACUAACUGUAAGAGAUGUUGCGCGACUGUAGGAAAUGGAAUGAGAUCUGCGGCCUCUUGUAAAUAAUUCACGAAGAUGGCAGAGAAACUGGACAAAAUUGUUAUCUUGCUAUACUUGUUUGGAAAUAUCUCGUUUUCAUAGGUAUUUGCAAUACUUGCACCGUACAGAAUGUAAUAUCGGGUGAACUGUAUUUUGAAACACAUGGAGAUGGUUGUUGGAAUAUUUUGUUUGGAACGUUUCAAACUUGUAAACAUCAAAAUACAAAAAAAAUUGUAAUUUAAAUUCAAUUCUUUUAAAAUUAAAAGGUAAUAAUGAUCACUAUUUUUAUAAAUACUGUUGGG
Molecule: messenger RNA, 1676 nt
Organism: Hylaeus anthracinus
Lineage: Eukaryota; Metazoa; Arthropoda; Insecta; Hymenoptera; Colletidae
Exons: 1
Coding region: 703-1401 (232 amino acids)
Source: RefSeq, a predicted model, not a curated record